Messenger RNA from Argiope bruennichi, 2049 nucleotides. RefSeq names its product basic proline-rich protein-like. NCBI's taxonomy places the organism in Eukaryota, Metazoa, Arthropoda, Arachnida, Araneae, Araneidae. The coding region runs from base 51 to 1952 and encodes 633 amino acids. The record is from RefSeq and is a predicted model, not a curated record. The transcript is spliced from 2 exons.
GACCCGUAAUUCCUCCCGGACAUGUAGCAGUCCCUCCCGAGGCUCUUCUAAUGCCUAAGCUUCCAAGUAUUCCUGGGAUGCCUGGAAUGCCUCCAAAUACUCGUGUAGUUGUUCCGUGGGAUAAACUACCGAAACAGCCUGGUAUACCUCCAGGUCCUAGAAGACAACCACCACCAGCCCCACCUCCAAUAUCUCCAGAUCAGCCACCAGCACCACCACCUGGACCUCCUGUUCAGCCCCCACCCAAACCUGAUAAACCUAAUGGACGUAGAUGGUUUCCUCCACGAGGCGGAAAAGGUCGUCCAGGUCACGGCUACGGGCCUGGAAUCGGAAUUGGACCUAACGCUACAAUUGGGCAAAUUCCACCAGGAAGAAAGGGUGCAGGAGGAGGCGUUCCGGAUAUUGACAUCGUGGGUUUUCUUCAAGAUACUUCAAUUCCCGAAAGAGACGGGCCGAGUAGACAAUACAUGUUUGGGUGGCCUUCAAGACCUGUAAUUCCUCCCGGACAUGUAGCAGUCCCUCCCGAGGCUCUUCUAAUGCCUAAGCUUCCAAGUAUUCCUGGGAUGCCUGGAAUGCCUCCAAAUACUCGUGUAGUUGUUCCGUGGGAUAAACUACCGAAACAGCCUGGUAUACCUCCAGGUCCUAGAAGACAACCACCACCAGCCCCACCUCCAAUAUCUCCAGAUCAGCCACCAGCACCACCACCUGGACCUCCUGUUCAGCCCCCACCCAAACCUGAUAAACCUAAUGGACGUAGAUGGUUUCCUCCACGAGGCGGAAAAGGUCGUCCAGGUCACGGCUACGGGCCUGGAAUCGGAAUUGGACCUAACGCUACUAUUGGGCAAAUUCCACCAGGAAGAAAGGGUGCAGGAGGAGGCGUUCCGGAUAUUGACAUCGUGGGUUUUCUUCAAGAUACUUCAAUUCCCGAAAGAGACGGGCCGAGUAGACAAUACAUGUUCGGGCGGCCUUCAAGACCCGUAAUUCCUCCCGGACAUGUAGCAGUCCCUCCCGAGGCUCUUCUAAUGCCUAAGCUUCCAAGUAUUCCUGGGAUGCCUGGAAUGCCUCCAAAUACUCGUGUAGUUGUUCCGUGGGAUAAACUACCGAAACAGCCUGGUAUACCUCCAGGUCCUAGAAGACAACCACCACCAGCCCCACCUCCAAUAUCUCCAGAUCAGCCACCAGCACCACCACCUGGACCUCCUGUUCAGCCCGCACCCAAACCUGAUAAACCUAAUGGACGUAGAUGGUUUCCUCCACGAGGCGGAAAAGGUCGUCCAGGUCACGGCUACGGGCCUGGAAUCGGAUCUGGACCUAACGCUACAAUUGGGCAAAUUCCACCAGGAAGAAAGGGUGGAGGAGGUGGCCUUCCGGAUAUUGAGAUCGGAGGUUUUCUUCGAGAUACCUCAGAGGCCGGAAGAGAUGGGACACCUGGAGUUUCCAUAGGGUCGAGGAGAAAAGUUAGACAAUACACAUGGAAACCUUCCGGAUCCUCGAUUUCUCGUGGCAGUAAUAACUAUCUGUCUGGGAAAAAAAGCAGAAAACCAUUGGAUUUUCGCAGAGAUGGACGAUAUAAGCAGAAACGGAAGAGAAAGCUGAGAAAACCAUUGGAUGGUCGCAGAGGUGGACGAUAUAAGCAGAAACGGAAGAGAAAGCUGAGAAAACCAUUGGAUGGUCGCAGAGAUGGACGAUAUAGGCAGAAACUGAAAAGAAAGCUGAGAAAACCAUUGGAUGGUCGCAGAGAUGGACGAUAUAGGCAGAAACUGAAGAGAAAGCUGGAAUCUGUUGGAAGAAAAGUGGUUCAAAUGGAAAACAAGUCUGCUAAAGAGGAACAGCAUAACAAUAUAUCGAAUCGUAAAAAAUACGCCCCAACCUGGGACAGAGAUCCUCCAAGAGUAAACAUCCGCAGAAAUGCCAGUCCCUUGAAGAAAUUACAAAAAAGAAAUAAACCUUGAAUACAAGGUAUUCUAACAAGAACAGGCAGAAUACAAGCAAGAGAUAUUUUUCCUGACAUCACUUCCACUAAAAUUCUAUUGAAGACUUGAUUUUUGC